CGGGAGGUUGCUAUUAGAGGAGUGAGUUGCCUCAGAGUGUGGUGGGGGUCGUGUCUUGUACAGUGGGGGGUCUCCGUUGCUACGUGACCAGCUAGACUCAGCAUGCCCGGCGUGAAGCUGACCACCCAGGCCUACUGCAAGAUGGUGCUACACGGCGCCAAGUACCCGCACUGCGCGGUCAACGGGCUUCUGGUGGCCGAGAGGCAGAGGCCGCGCAAGGAGCAUCCGCCGGGCGCGGGCAGCCACACUCUCUUCGUGGACUGCAUCCCGCUUUUCCACGGCACGCUGGCCCUGGCACCCAUGCUGGAGGUGGCGCUCACCCUGAUUGACUCAUGGUGCAAAGAGAACAGCUAUGUGAUCGCCGGCUAUUAUCAAGCUAAUGAGCGUGUGAAGGAUGCCAGCCCAAACCAGGUGGCAGAGAAGGUGGCCUCCAGGAUCGCUGAGGGCUUCAGUGACACUGCACUCAUCAUGGUGGACAAUGCCAAGUUCACGAUGGACUGCGCGGCACCUACGAUCCAUGUGUACGAGCACCAUGAGAACAGGUGGCGCUGCAGAGACCCACACUACGACUACUGUGAAGAUUGGCCGGAGGCACAGAGGAUCUCAGCAGCACUCCUGGACAGCCGCUCCUAUGAAACACUCGUGGAUUUUGAUAACCACCUGGAUGACAUUCGGAAUGACUGGACAAACCCUGAGAUCAACAAAGCGGUUCUGCACCUGUGCUAGACGAGGGCCACCACAACUGGAGACUCUCCACUGCAGAGAAAAGAGAACCAUAUUUUUGAAUUUAGAGGAAUAGUGAGUUAGUCUGAUGGGAAGCUGCAAGUCUGUGAUGUGUGCCUUGGAAGGGGAGUCCAGUCGGCAUCCUUCAGGGCAGGGCUGUGGAGAGGUAUGGGCCACCUAGGCUUUGGGUUCUUAGUCCUGUGCUGCCCAAUGCUGCCCAUCAAAGCUCUUUCUGUUUGUUCCAGGUUGUUCCCAUUAAACAAUUCUAGUCUUUUAUAAUCUAGAGAGAAUGCAUUUCAGUCUUUACUCCGGUGAGUGUGUAAGUCUUUACUUGACUGAGCCAACUCCAGGCAUCCUGGCAUCAGGCAGCCUCAUGGACUGCUGCUGGCGCAUCAUCUGAUCAGCCAAGUUGGUACCGGGGCCGGGAGCUGUGGGCUCCACAAGGAUGCACAAGGGAAAGCCAGCACCGUUGCCUGAGAAACCUCACUGUACAGUGAACACAAGCACAUCGGUGAUGAGAGCAGAGAUCCCACGAGGAGAGGAAGCCAAGCCGUGAACAUUCCCAAAGCCUGACUCAGCUGCUCUAGGUCUUCAGAAUGAGAGCUACUUUGUAUUUAAAAUAAGCAAAAAACAAACAGAGAAAAAAAAAACCUUAGUGUCCAUCGUCCCUGGGAUAGCCCAAGCAAUGUGCUUGUUAACUUGGAUCAUUUGACCAAGUGUUCUGACCAUCUUAGGAAAUAGUAUACAGAUUUGUGGUACAUUGUGUAUUAUCCUUUGUGAAUGUUUUGCACAGAAAAUAGUGCCUUUCCUUGGGCUUCACGAGGCUGGUGACAAGGGUUGGUGACAGCAUUCCCCCCCUCACUUUCUAAGUGGGGCAGCUAGGGUGACUUUAGUGAGUGGACCCUGAUGGGUGUAGGACCUCUUGCCUUUAACUGCUUUUAUUUUGUUGCUCGUGUUUUUUGUUGGUUGGUUGGGGGAAGAGUUUAGUUUUGGUUGGUUCAGAAUAUCCUUUUGCCUUCCUGAUUAGCUUGGUGUUGACUGCAUAUGUGGAGGAAGGAGCCUGGCCUUGAAUGUGCAGUGAUGUCCCUCUGCCUUUGCUUCUCAAGUACUGAGAUCAGCACCCCUCCCAGAUCCCCUAGCCUUUUAAAUUGACAUUGUAUCUGGACAAAGGAGGUGUGAGGACCAGUCCCCAUGCUUCCUCACCCUCGUGCCCUCGGGGUUUUUCAGACUCAUCUGUUUCAGGACAGCCAUGGGCAUGUGUGGUCCCAGUCUUCCCUUGUCCCCCAGUACUACCUUGUUUAUUUUUUAGAUGGGAAAUUUCUUGAUGUUUCUGGGGUUGGGCAGCAACUCACAGUUCCUGUCCAAGUCAGUAUGACAGCCCAUACCUGUGUCCUAGCGAAGAAGGAAAAGGAGUUAAGUACAAUUCUUCAUGAGUUUUAGGCCAACUUAGGCUAGAGUGAGAACAUGUUCUGAAAACAAAAUCUGAAGCAGGAGGCAGAUCCCCUUCAUUGUGUUCAGACACAGCUCCUUAAGCUAUGGCUGGCAAGUGCUUCUGAUGGGCUUCGUUCAUGGGAGCAGAACACAGGCUUCAGCACCCAACCUCAGGUGAGUAUGUUCACCUCUCCUACCCAUCUGCCCUAGUUAUUGUUGCUGUGAUAAAGCACCAAAAGAAUUUGGGGGAGGAAAUGGUUUAUUUCACCGUUAACUCUGGAGGCAGGAACUGAAGCAGAGGCCACGGAGGGGCUGCUUACAAGGCUUGCUUUCUUAUAUAACUCAGGACCGUAUGCCCAGGGAGAAAGCCAUCCACAGUGGGCCCCCUCCAUCAAUCAGUAAUCAAGAAAACAGCCCACAGACUUUUCCACACUCUAAUGGCAGCAGUUCCUCAAUUGAUGUUCCCUGUUCCCAUGUGACUAGUUUAUGUCAAGUUGACAAAACUAGACUACAAUGUUUUAGUUGGAGUUCUCUGGAGAAAACAACUGAUGAGGCAGUAUAUGUAUAUAUAUAUAUUUUUUUACAUAAUAUGUAUCUUUAUGUGGAAUGGGAUUUAUUAGAGUCACAGGUAAUAGUCCAACCAUUCCAACAAUGGCUGGCUCCCAGGGGAUAGUCCAAGAAUUCAGUGUUCCGUCCACAAGGCUGAUGUCUCAGCUAGUCCUGAAUGUAUACACUGAAAUCACAAAGAAGUAGGCUUUAAUGCCAGAGAAAGAGUUAACUUGCCAGUGAGGACAAAGGGAAGGUAGGCGGGCAACAAGCAAAAGCUUCCUUCCUUGUUCUUCAUAUAGACUGCCACCAGACGGUGUGGAUCUUCCCGCCUGAAAUGGCGAAUCAAGAAAAAUCCCUCACAGAUGUAACCAACGGCUUGGGUUUAAUUAGUUCCAGAUGUAAUCAAGAAUAGCCAUCACAAUCAGACAAUUGACCCCUUGCCAGUUUGAUACACACGGCACUAUUAAACCAUAACCUUUUCUUGUUUAUCCCCAAGUUGCUUUUGAACCACUUUUAGCACAGCAAUGGAAACAAAACUAGAACACCAUUAAAAAGUAUACAUAUAGUACAAACUAUUAAUAUAAAAUUUUCUUAAACAUUCCAAAAAAACUAAAGGAUUUUGAAGGUCUCACCAUAAGGCACUGGUGAAAAGAUGUCUAACCUGCUUUAAAUGUGCAGAGUCUGAGUGUAUUGAAGCAGCCUGUUGUAGGAAUUUGUAUAGGUUUAAUUUUUUUAAUAAAUUUUCCACUUAAUUUUUAUUGAUUUUUUUUUGAGACAGAAUUGGUCUAGAACUUGCUGUAUAGACCAGGGUGGCCUCAUACUCAAAGAUUCACCUGCCUCUGCCUCCUGAGUCUAUAAUUGCCUUUAAGAAUUAAGGAUACUGCUGGGCAGUGGUGGCAUAUAUACCUUUAUUACAAACACUGGGAAAGCAAAGCCAGGUGGAUUUGUGAGAGUACAUGACAGCCUUUAAUCUCAGCAGAGGCAGGUGGAUCUCUGUGAGUUCAAGACCAGCAUGGUCCAUGAAAGCUAUUUCCAGGACAGUCUCCAAAGCCACAGACAAACCCUGUCCCAGGAAAAAAAAAAAAAAAAAAAACAAGAAAUAGUACUGAAGGAUGCUCAUAUGGAAAAACAGUCAACAGCCUCAUCAGAAACUGUUUGCUGCUUAGAUAAAACUGACUGUUAAUUUAGAGGUGUGUGGGGUAUUUGCCUAAACCAGAUGUGUCCAGUGCCCAUGCUAUAGGAAGCUUGGAAAUCCUGGGGAAUAUGGCUCAGCAGAUAAAUGCACCUUUCAAGUCUGGUUCUAUGCCUGGGACCCACAUGUUGGAAAUGCAUAGGUUGUCCUCUGACCUCCACAUGUGCACAUAAUUGAUAAAUAAAUGUUAUUUUUAAA
Molecule: messenger RNA, 4093 nt
Organism: Mesocricetus auratus (golden hamster)
Lineage: Eukaryota; Metazoa; Chordata; Mammalia; Rodentia; Cricetidae
Gene: Emc8
Product: ER membrane protein complex subunit 8
Exons: 5
Coding region: 103-726 (207 amino acids)
Cellular component (GO): EMC complex
Source: RefSeq, a predicted model, not a curated record